AGCACUAACUGAACAGCGCACUGUCAAGACGGGCGACCAUUCGUUGAAGCUACCAUCCGGGCGAGAGGGCCGCUGCAGCAUCCGCAAAGAGAGGGAAACACCGUUUUGUAAGGCUCGUUUUUGUUUAGAAAACGUGGAAUCGGACAGAACAUGUCUUAUCAAGGCAAAAAGAACAUCCCAAAGAUUACAAGCGACAGGCUUUUGAUCAAAGGUGGAAGGAUUGUGAAUGAUGACCAGUCCUUCCAUGCUGAUAUCUACAUGGAAGAUGGCCUUAUUAAGCAGAUUGGCGACAACCUGAUUGUUCCAGGAGGUGUUAAAACCAUCGAAGCCAACGGGAAGAUGGUGAUCCCUGGUGGUAUUGAUAUCCACACACACUUCCAGAUGCCAUAUCGUGGAACCACAACCGUAGAUGACUUUGCUCAAGGAUCAAAGGCUGCCCUUGCUGGUGGCACAACCAUGAUCGUGGAUCAUGUGAUCCCAGAGCCCGGCAGCAGCCUGAUAGAGGCCUACGACCAAUGGAGGCAGUGGGCCGACGAGAAGGUCUGCUGCGACUACUCUGUCCAUGUGGACGUCACCCACUGGAACGACAGUGUAAAAACGGAGAUGGAUAAUCUCAUUAAGGAGAAAGGUGUGAACUCGUUCCAGGUCUACAUGGCCUACAAGGAUUACUAUCAGAUGAGCAACACUGAGCUCUAUGAGGUCUUUACCUUUUUGGGAGAGAGGGGUGGUAUUGCCCAGAUCCAUGCUGAAAAUGGCGAGAUCAUUGCUAAGGAGCAAGCCCGGAUGCUGCAGAUGGGCAUCACUGGACCGGAGGGGCACGUGCUGAGCAGGCCAGAAGAGCUGGAGGCCGAGGCUGUGUUUAGAGCCGUAACCAUCGCCAGCCAAACCAACUGUCCUCUCUACGUAACCCGAGUCAUGAGUAAGAGUGCUGCCGACAUCAUCUCGCAGGCCCGAAAAAAAGGAAAUGUGGUGUUUGGGGAGCCAAUCACAGCCAGUCUGGGGACUGAUGGGACACAUUACUGGAGCAAGAACUGGGCCAAAGCUGCUUCUUUUGUUACAUCGCCUCCUCUUAGUCCUGAUCCCACUACCCCAGACUAUCUGAACACCCUGCUGGCGAGUGGAGACCUCAGUGUGACUGGCAGUGCUCACUGUACCUUCAGUGUGGCGCAGAAGGCCAUUGGCAAAGAUGACUUCACUCAGAUCCCAGAAGGUGUCAACGGAGUGGAGGAAAGGAUGGCGCUCAUCUGGGAUAAAGCUGUGACUACAGGUAAAAUGGAUGAGAACAUGUUUGUGGCCAUCACCAGCACUAAUGCUGCUAAGAUCCUGAACCUUUACCCUCGGAAGGGUCGGAUUGCCGUGGGCUCUGAUGCCGACCUUGUCAUCUGGGACACAGACUCUGUUCGCACAAUCACUGCCAAGACUCACAACUCAGCUGCUGAGUACAAUGUCUUUGAGGGUAUGGAGCUGCGUGGUACCCCACUAGUGGUGAUAUGCCAGGGGAAGAUAGUUCUAGAAGAUGGAAACCUUCAUGUCACCUCCGGAGUGGGUCGCUUCAUUCCCUGCUCCCCCUUCCCUGACUUUGCCUAUAAGCGCAUUAAAGCCAGAAAGCAGUUGGCUGUGCUGAGGGCAGUGCCUAGAGGAAUGUAUGAUGGCCCAGUUUCUGAAUUUUCCAUGUCCCGCGGUGGUACCCCUUCCGCCUCGGCACGCACCUCUCCCACCAAACAACCUGUCAGAAACCUGCACCAGUCUGGAUUUAGUCUAGCAGGUCCUCCAGCACCAGAGGAAGUUCCCAUCAGGCCACCUGGCCGCCGUGUUGUAGUGCCCCCCGGUGGUCGUUCCAACAUCACAUCUCUCAGUUAAACAGCAGGAAGAGAAAACACUUCCAGAAGAACAACAGCCAGAGUGGACGGUAGUGGGAGGGUUAGGGGGAGGGGAAAGGGGAGGGUUAGGAGGAGGGAAAGAGGACCAGGGUUAAUAAAAGUUUAAAGAGCAAAACACUGAAUCCUCAUGCCUUACCUAUCACAAAGCUACUAUGCUCAGAUGAGAAUUGUAUCCGUUUUCCUGGACAGUGCAGAAGCUGUUAGAAGUUGCCAACAAAGCACAUUACACAGGAACAAUGUCAGCCUCAGUUCGUGUCAGUGUGGAACAACUAACAACAAAGCCAUGUUCUUCGGGUACUUAGGUAUUUGAUAAACACACCAGUAAAACUUUACAUCAUCAUAUUUAACCACAAAAAGGAAAUAAACAGUUUUUAGUGGGAAAAUGGAUAAUGAUUUUCUUGGGAUUCUCCUUUUAUCCUGCUUGGCUUUCAAUAUCACCCCUUUUUCAGUAGCUCGCUUCCUCCAUGGUCAGCAAGACUGAACAAUAAAUCUCACAUUAGCCAUGUUUUGUCAUGCAGUACCAUUGAUUAGCUCUAGUCGGCAGUGUACAUAUGGUAGAUGUAAUGUAGCUUUGUGAAUGAUGUGGUUGCAGCCUGUUUGGGUUUACUGGUCCAAUUAAAAUACUUUUAUCACCUCUCAAAGCAGGAGGGCUAUUGGACAUGGAGCUGCAUGGGCCACAUUAAUAUGGGCGACGUGAUCCAUGAUCCUUUUCCAGUUCCUCCUGUAAGGUGAUAUUUACCGUCCUCAUUAUGUACUGUAUUGAUGUUAAAAAAAGACAAUAAGAUGUGGGCUUAAGAAAACACUCAAAGAACACACAAAGAAAGAAGAAAUACUAGAAGUGUUUUUAUUAUUCUUCAUUCCCUAAACAUUUGUCAGAUUUUAUCAUUUUGCAUUCCUCCAUUUUCUUGUAAAAAGAACGUUGCAAGAAAUCGUCCCUUGUAUUUGCUUCUAGUAAACUGGCUGCUUCUGUGUCGCUGCAAUCAUUUCAAUAAAACAGAAUGGUAGGACAGAAUGGGCACUAACAAAACAUACAUACUCUAAAAUGAUUGGGUAAAAAAUUGAUUUAUUAUUACUGCCCUUUGCUGAUGUUUCUUUUUUUUUUAUCUUUAACUAACCUGGCUCUCAUUUAAGGACAAGUGGAAGACCAUCAUUCACUUGGGUUCCUCACUUAACCCUUUAUUGAAAUCCUCAAUGCAUUCAUAAGCUGCCUGAAGAUAAGCCAGCCUAUAUUCUGACAAGGCAGAGGAUUGUAGUGCCGUAAGGGAAGCCAUUCCUUUUAAGUUGCUCUUUAUUGUGGGACAAUUGAAACAAGAUACUGUUUUGAAUUUGCAGACUAAGGCAGACAUGAGAUGUGUUUUUUUUUUGGUAUUUAUGUUAGGAUGACAACCUUUGUUUUACUGGUAUGUUUCUUUUUUUUUUUUACUAUUCUGACAGAGCUCUGAGAUGGCGGGUCAAUAAAAGGUGUGCUGGUAUGAAAUUUUUCCUGAAUAAAAAUGAGUUGCAGCUGA
This is a messenger RNA of Girardinichthys multiradiatus, 3388 nucleotides long. It is a transcript of the gene dpysl3, whose product is annotated as dihydropyrimidinase like 3. The record is from RefSeq and is a predicted model, not a curated record. Bases 151 to 1860 code for a protein of 569 amino acids. The transcript is spliced from 14 exons. Gene Ontology annotation, molecular function: hydrolase activity, acting on carbon-nitrogen (but not peptide) bonds, in cyclic amides. NCBI's taxonomy places the organism in Eukaryota, Metazoa, Chordata, Actinopteri, Cyprinodontiformes, Goodeidae. Gene Ontology annotation, cellular component: cytosol; cytoplasm. Gene Ontology annotation, biological process: actin crosslink formation.